Molecule: messenger RNA, 3591 nt
Organism: Oncorhynchus nerka (sockeye salmon)
Lineage: Eukaryota; Metazoa; Chordata; Actinopteri; Salmoniformes; Salmonidae
Gene: lars1b
Product: leucyl-tRNA synthetase 1b
Biological process (GO): leucyl-tRNA aminoacylation
Molecular function (GO): aminoacyl-tRNA deacylase activity; leucine-tRNA ligase activity; ATP binding
Source: RefSeq, a predicted model, not a curated record
AUGUUUAUAAACAAAGAGCGAAACGGAACAGCAAAGUUGGACUUUCAAAAGAUAGAGGGGGGAAUCCAACAGAAAUGGGAGAAGGAAAGAAGGCGUGAUUGUGACUCACCCACCACUAUUUGUGAAAGCACAUUCAAAAACAAGUACUUUGUCACCCACCCCUACUUGAAUGGAAGGCUGCAUCUCAGUCAUACUUUCUGCCUUUCGAAAUCCUCUUUUGCUGUUGGUUUCCAUUGCUUGAAAGGGAAGCAAUGCCUAUUUCCAUUUGGGUUGCAUUGUACAGGAAGUUACAUUCAUCUUAAUUCACAGGCCUGUGCAAGCAAGCUGAAGUGAGAGAUGGAGGUCCCUGAUGAGGAGGAAGAGAACCCCAAGUUUGCAGAUGAGUUCAUGUUUAAAGACAAAUCUAAGGGCAUAGAGAGCAAAGCAGUGGCAAAGGCUGUAGAGUCCAAGUUCCAAUGGGACAUUAUGUGGUCUCUGGGGUUGAGUGACAAGGAGAUGGUGUCGUUUGCCAACAUGGGACACUGCCUGGAGAACUUCUCACCCCAGGCCGCGAAAGACCAAAAGAGGAUGGGUUAUUUCUACUUGCACAUCCGCAUCUGCACAUAUAUCACUCCAGUGGAUCCACAGGGUUACACCCUCAUUAAGAUGAAGGUUGUCGAGCCCUACCCUGCAAACUGGAGUGCCCUUAAUAAUCAGAGCAUCUUCUUGGUGGUAGCUACUCUCAGACCAGAGAGCAUGUUUGGCCAGACUAACUGCUGGGUCCAUCCUGACAUCAAGUACCUAGCCUUCGAGACGGCCAGUGGAGACGUGUUCAUCAACACACAGAGGUCUACUAGGAACAUGUCUUACCAGGGCUUCACGAAGAAGAACGGCAAGGUCACAGGGAUCAUGGAUGUUCUGGGUGAGGAUAUUCUUGGAUGUGCUCUUAGUGCCCCGCUGCCAUCUUACCAGACCAUCUAUGCUCUGCCUACGCUCACCAUCAAGCAGGACAAUGGCACUGGAAUUGUCACCAGCGUUCCGUCCGAUGCACCCAAUGACAUCGCUGCCCUGAGGGAUAUAAAAAAGAAACAGGUCCUGAGAGAAAAAUGUGGAAUCAAAUACAAGAUGGUCUUACCUUUUGAGCUGGUGCCCAUCAUUGAGAUCCCUGGCUAUGGGAACCUGUCGGCUCCUCCAGUUUGUGACCAGUUGACGACCCCGAGCCAGAAUGACCUUGAUAAGCUGGCAGAGGCCAAGGAAAGGUUCUACCUUGAGGGCUUCUAUGAAGGAAUCAUGCAGGUUGAAGACUAGAAGGGCCGAAAAAUUGCAACGUCAAUAAAUAAACCCAUCCAGAAGACAAUGAUGGAGGAGAAGGGCCAAGCUUUGAUCUCUAUGGAGCCAGAGAAGCAGGUGAUGGUGAGCUCGGCACUCUGUGACCACACACUCUUUAGGUUCUGUGAUGAGAUCAGGAAGAACUUUGAGGCCACUCUGAACUGGCUCCAGGAGCACGCAUGCUCUCGUACUUAUGCCCUGGGAACAAGGUUGCCAUGGGACCAGCAGUGGCUAAUGGAGUCCCUGUCUUACAUGGCCUACGACACCGUGGCUCACUUCCCAGGGGGAGUGCUCAACGGACAGGGACCGUCGCCUCAAGGGAUCAAGCCAGAACAGAUGAGCAGGGAGGUGUGGGACUUCAUCUUCUUUAAGAGCUCUCUCUUCCCGAAGAUGGAGAUCCCCAAAGAACACCUGCAGAGGCUGAGGGGGUUUGAGUACUUGUACCCCAUGGGUGCUGUGUCUGGGAAUGACCUGGUGCCCAACCACCUGUACAACCACGUGGCCGUGUGGCCCAAUGCCAGCAGAAAAUGGCUGCAGGCAGUCCGGAUGAAUGGUCACCUGUUACUCAACUCUGAAAAGGCAUGUUUUCCCUUCUCUGAAAGAGAUGGCAACAUCUUCAUUCUGAGUAUCGCCAUCUCCAAGUUCUCUGCUAACGAGGACAGAGUGGAAGACGUUAACUUUGUGGAGGCCAUGGCCGAUGCUGGCGUCCUGCACCUCUACACCUGGGUGGAGUGUUUCAAGGAGAUGAUAGCCAAUCAGAACAACCUGAGGACAGGGCCAGCUUUCGCCAGUGCUCCUGGAGAACAUAGUUUGACAAACUCUCUGGAGCUUGAUCAGAUAGAUGCUGUGUUCACAUCAGAAGAUGACACAAUAAAGGAGGACUGUUGCCUUGGGAAACCGUUCAGUGUCUUCAGAUCCGAGGAAGACGGACAGACACAUCCUUUUCUUGGUGUGGCAGUGUUCCUGGUCAACCCCCAUCCAUCCAACGGUCUCUUUACCAUCACCAUCAACAUCUGACAGGGCGACAGCAGAGACGACAUCAUCUGCAGACUAUCCAAAGCCAUCAGGCUAAUUAAAGACCUGUCCAAAGUGGAGCUGAUGUGCUUUGAGGACCCUGUCCUGGGGCAUUGCCAGGUGCCCAAACUGGGGAGGGAGGAGCAGGGUAAGCUGCCCAUCUCUGACAAGUCUUCCUUCAGCAUCAGCCUGGCCAACCGGAAGGUCCUCAUGACAGACAAUGGCCUCAGCGUGGGUAUAGGAGACACCCUGAUUUACCUGCUACAAUAGCACAGGUCUGAGGCCUGUUUUACUACUUCUAUCACUGGUCUGACAAGGGAUCAUCUAGUCUCAUAGAUAUCAGUGAUUACCUUCUAGGAAGGUAGGAAGGAUGCAUGUUAACAGUAUUUGAACAGGGCCCUGCUCUCUGUGUAGACGGGUGGGACUGAACCGCUGGGGCUGUAGCAGAAUGACAAGACACUAUUUUCCUGCUGAGUCUGAGGUCUAUGUAGAUAACAUGCACAGCUCUGUGACGUAUAGCCAGGCUGUCAGAAUGUGUGCGUCUGGUAGCGAAGUCAGGUGCAGCAGAGCAGAGAAUUGUGAACAGGUGCACACUUUAUUUAGGCAAAAGUGAAAAACGGCCAAAACAGUAAAAAAAAAAGAGGAAAGUUUAACAAUAAACAUCUUCAUGAAAAAUAACCUGGAAAAACAAGCCAGUCUGGCGCGUCAACAAUACACACGUAACACAAACAAAGACAUUAUGGGGAACAGAGGAAUAAAUACAUGUAGAUUGAUUGGGGAAUGAAAACCAGGUGUGCAGGGAACAAGACAAAACAAAUGGAUAUAUGAAAAAUGGAGCGGCGAUGGCUAGAAAGCAGGUGACGUCGACCGCCGAACGCCACUCGAACAAGGAGAGGAGCCGACUUCGGCGGAAGUCGUGACACAGGCACAAGUCCUUUGCCUUUACCUUUUCUAUUGAAGUGGUUGUACAAUAGAAUGUGUACCUUCGUCCUCUCAUCUUAUGUGAAAUGAAAUGUAAUUAUGUUGUUUCAGCGGCUCAGUGUCUGCCAUUAUGUGCUAAAGUACAGACGGAAUAAAGCUUCUCUACCUGUACAGCCCUCUGCCUACGGUCUCUUUCCACUAGGUACAAGACAUAUAUUUUGUAUUCAUAUGUUGAGGGGUUCCAGGCAAAGGUGUCUUCUGAACAUCUCUUCAGCGGUACUUAUAUGUCCAGUAACUACCGUAUACAAUUAAUAAUUUCCACAAAUGUGUCAACAAAACAAAAAAUAU